UAUUCUCCCCUGCAUUGAAAUCUGACCUCAAUCAAACCAAUCACUUGCUACCCUCUGACCGACAAAGUCACCCAGUCACCCACCCUAUCCACACUAAACCUUAUUGCUGCAGAAAGUCAACGUAAGAACCACCCAUGGAAAUUUCUACCAAUUCCAUGUUAUGAUCCUUUCUAUCGUCUCAACUGUCAACAAAAGAACCAAAUUAACACGAAAACCAUUUUUAUCUCCUUUCAACUAUGGGGAGAGCCUUACUCUCUGUCUUCCUUCACAACCUAUUACAGCACCUUCUCCUCCUCACAUCCAAGCCCUUCAUCAUAAAACCACCCAAACAUCAGCUCAAACUCAUGGCUACACUUCGAAUACUCGAUACUCUCGUCGAUGAUGCUGAAGAGAAGCAGUUCUCAGCAAAAUCCAAAUCAUUAAAGGAAUGGCUUAACGCAUUGCAAUACGCUGUUUAUAGAUUAGAGGAGCUUCUAUGGCAGUGGCAGGGUGCAAGUGCAACACAGACAACCACAAACACCAGUUUUCUUGGAGCAUUCUCUAAGUUAAUCAAACCAAGCGUAGAUUUUAAACCACAACUCGGUGACAUCAUUGACAGCUUAGUAGAGCUUUCUGAAAUGAAAGAUGUUCUUGGCUUAACUCUUGUUACAUGGAGGGAAUCAUCGUUGCGAGUCUUGGAUUCAUGUUCUGUUGUUUUGGAGGACUAUUUCUACGGAAAUUAUCCAAAAGAUUAUUUCUAUGGAAGGGAACAAGAAGAGAAGUCUGUGUUCGAAAUCUUGUUGUCAACAACUAAUGUACAACAUAACAAAGUGAUUAACAUUGAAGGUAAACCCGGGGCUGGGAAGACUGCUUUUACUGAUGUAAUUUACUUCAAUCACAAGGUGAGGGAAUGUUUUGAACUUAGAGCUUGGAUCACUAUUCCUUACAAGGCCAAAGUUAGCUUUAUUGCUAACAAGAUUCUUGAAGCAGUUGCUGAGGAAUUUGUUCCUGGGAAUGAUUUACAUCAGCUGACCAAAAAGUUGAAGGAAAGCUUUCAAGGGAAAAAAUUUCUGCUGGUGUUGGAUGAUAUCAGGAUUGAACCUGAGGAUGCAACAGAGAACUGGAACAUGCUUGUUGAUUCUUUGUUUGAAGCAGCAACAGGAGGGAGUGCCAUAAUCUUCACCUCUAAUCCUGGUGAUGAUGAUGAUGAUUCACUGCUUGUGCCACAAUGUAAUCAUACAUUCCAUCUGGGUCUGCUAUCAUCAGAGAAUGCAUGGUCAAUUUUUUUGGUGCAUGCUUUUGGGAAGAUGGAUCUUAAUGAGAAUCCAGAACUAGUAGCAGUUGGAAAAGAAAUAGUCAGAAGAUUGAGAAACCUUCCCUUGGCUGCAAAAAUGAUUGGGAGCCUCUUGCAAGAUAAGCUACAUCUCAGUGAAUGGGUUGAUAUAUUGAGGAACAAAUUGAUCGAUGAAGGCGAUGUGAAUCUACCAAUUCCUGCUUUUCUUGUCCUUUGUUACCUCGAUCUCCCUGCAGAGCUUAAACGUUGCUUUGCUUAUUUGUCGUUGUUUCCAAAGGGUUAUGAAUUCAAGCAGAAAGAGGUGGUUCUCUUGUGGAUGGCACAAGGCUUUCUGCAAAACAUAAACUCUAACUCCAAUCACAAAAGCAUGGAAGACAUUGGUGAUGAAUAUUUUGGUUAUCUAAUCUUGAGGUCAUUCUUGCAACCGUUUGGUUCGGGUGUAAGUUUUACAAUGCAUAAUCUGGUUCAUGAUUUGGCAACCUUUGUAUUUGGAGAAUCAUAUAAGCACCAUUUGUCAUAUUUCAGAAUCACACAGGAUUUUCCAGAAUCACUUUUAGAUAAAAAUGGAAAACUGUUGAGAACCAUUUUGCCAGUAGGUUUGCCUCUUGAGCGAGCUCCUAGCCAUAUUCGCACUUUCGCGUUAGAGGAAAUUAUAUAUCAGUUGAAUCCAUAUUUCUUCCGGACUCUCUCAUUGUCUCACUAUGACAUAACCAGCUUACCUGAUUCAAUUGGAAGAUUAAGUCAUCUUUGUUACCUUGACCUUUCACACACUGCAUUGCAGACCCUUCCAGAUUCCAUUUGCGAUCUCCGUAAUUUGCAGACACUUAAGUUGACAAACUGCCGUUCUCUCGCAAGUUUCCCUCCGAGAAUAUGCAAUUUGAUAAACUUGCGUUGCCUUGAUGUUAGAGAUAGCGGUGUGCAAGAGAUGCCUUUCCAAAUGAACAAAAUGACAAGUCUUCGGACAUUGACCGACUUCAUUGUAUCUAAAAAUGACACAAGACUUGAAGGCUUAGCAACUCUUUCCAAUCUCAAAACAUUGACCAUUUCAAAGCUCCAAAACGUGGCUUUUGCUAUGGAUGCUUCAAAUGUUAAGCUGAAAGAGAAAAAUAGCCUUAAUGAUCUUAUGCUUCAAUGGGGAAAUGGUGAAGAUGUCAAUGGAAAUGAAAUGAAAGUUCUUGAGAAUCUAGAACCACACAGAGGCUUACAAAGACUAACAAUUGAAUACUAUGGAGGUGGAAGAUUCCCAAAUUGGUUGCAGGAUCCAUCCUUUUUGUCAUUACAAUUAGUAGAUCUCCGGCAUUGUCAAAAUUGCGAAUCCUUGCCAACAUUCGGGCAGCUUCCAUUUCUUAAAGAUCUCUUUAUUGAAGGGUUCACUAAAGUUAGUUCCAUAGGCAAUGAGUUUUAUGGAACUAUGACUGCUUCACAUAAGCCAUUUCAAUCUUUGGAGACUUUACAGUUUUGGGAUAUGUGGGAAUGGAAAGAAUGGAACAUAUUAGAAGGUGUUGAAUUCCCCCAUCUCAUUGAGCUUUAUAUAAUACGGUGUCCCAAGCUAGAGAUGAAUUUACCCAAACAACUUCCAUCUUUACAGAAGUUGGAGAUUUCUGGAUGCCAUGAUCUUGUAGCUCCACUUCCAAAAGUUUCAAGUACAUGUGAAGUUUUUGUUCAUGACAGUAAUGAAAGAUUGAUGAGAAAUGUUGCUAAAACCCACUCACAAGCAUCAUUGCGCCGACAUGUUGUAAUUUCUGAACAACUACAGGAAAUCACCCCGCUAUCCUACUCUGGUUUUACCAGCAAUAAGUUCACUGUUGGCUCAUCUUUAAGGGAGAUUGAAGAAAUUGCGCACGAGGAAAGGAUGGAAACUGAAUUCAAACCAAAUAGAUUACCUCCUAAUUCUGCAUCUUUUGAUGCAAUAAGAAUCCCAAAGCCUCAACAAACAGAUCCACAAUCUUCAUUGGCUAAAGCUACAAUUCCAAAAACCGCACAAGCUGAUGAUCGUCCAUCACAAGAUAUUGAUGAUGAACGGUUAUCUUUUGAAAUAUUAAAAGUUACAACUGUAUCACAAUUGAAGCUAUUGCCGCCUAAUCUGCUUAGCUUAAAAAUUGAAGGAUGUGGAUUAUUAGAGGUCCUUCCAAAUGAUUUGCUAGGCGGAUUACCCGUUCUUCAAGAAUUAUAUCUGAUCAACUGUUCUUCUCUUAGAUCCUUUCCUUAUCCUAAUUCCUUGGAAACACUUUACGUUCGUAACUGUAGAGCAUUGAAACUUGUUGUAUCUUCAGAAUCAAGAAAUAAACUUUCCUUUCUCCAACAUCUGUUCAUUGGGAAUAGUAGUGAUUCACUCACUAUCUUUAACUUAAAUUUGUUCCCUAAACUCAAAAUUCUAUGUAUAUGGGAUUGUCCCAAUCUCUUAUCAUUUGUUCUUGGAGGGGAAUUUAGUGGUGACCUUGCAUCACUUGAGUCUAUAGAAAUUAGAGACUGCACAGGAUUGAGGUCUUUCCCAGAUGAAGGACUAAAUGCACCAAAUCUAUCAUCCAUGUUCCUUUCCAAUAGCAACAAUCUUACCAGAUUACCCAAUUCUAUGAACUCUCUCACAUCUCUCAAGUCAUUAUAUUUACAUAGAUGUCCACUCAUUGAAUCUUUACCAUUUGGGGGGUUGCCUUCAAGUUUAACUCUACUCUCAAUUUCCUAUUGUGACAAGCUUACACAACAAAAGAAUUGGGGGUUGAAAAAUCUUGAAUCUCUCACUCAUUUUGAGGUUGAAGGUGGAUGCAUAGGCAUGGAGUCAUUUCCUGAUGAGAAUAUGCUUCCUGUAAGUAUAAUGUCUCUUCGCAUCAGCUCAUUGAAGUGUCUGAGGAAGCUUGACUACAAUGGUUUUCAACACAUGAAUGCACUUCAUACACUUGAAAUUAAUUGUUGUGACAUACUACGAUCCUUGCCGGAACAAGGAUUUCCUUCCUCCUUGGAUCAUUUAAGUAUCCUGGAAUGUCCAUUGUUGAUUCCAAGGCUUAAACCCAAAAUAGGAAAGGAGUGGCACAAGGUGGCUUGUAUCCCUCACAUACAAAUUGAUGGGCUGUGCCUAAGCUAGGCAUUUA
Messenger RNA from Vicia villosa (hairy vetch), 4359 nucleotides. Its product is annotated as putative disease resistance protein At3g14460. The transcript is spliced from 2 exons. The coding region runs from base 237 to 4352 and encodes 1371 amino acids. Gene Ontology annotation, molecular function: ADP binding; protein binding. The record is from RefSeq and is a predicted model, not a curated record. Gene Ontology annotation, biological process: defense response to other organism. NCBI's taxonomy places the organism in Eukaryota, Viridiplantae, Streptophyta, Magnoliopsida, Fabales, Fabaceae.